AUGUAUAGACCGGUAGGGAACUUGGAACGUUUCUCCACGGCGUGCCACCAUCUAGGAUAUUACAGAUGCGUUACCAGUACUGCGAGACAUGCAACCGGCUAUGCGCCUUCGAACCUAUCCAGGGUUCUUGAAUUGGCUCUGUCGAAAGUCAUUCUUCAACAUCCCCUGCUAUGUGUUGGAAUUGUUAACGAAGACAAGCAUGAUGCUGCAUUCGUUCGGUUAAAUUCAAUUGACCUCUCGAAAUGCCUCGAGUACAAGGUUAUUUCUGCUUCAACUAAAGCGGAAUAUGAUAAGAGUCUGGAAGGUAUUUUGGAACAUCAACAUAGCCAAUCGUGGUCAGAUUUGGACAUUCGACCUGGUUGGAAAUUGAUUGUUGUGGAAGGCUCCUUCGAAGCCUCUUCUAACAGAUUUGUCUUCGACGCAAUAUUUGCAUUUCACCAUGCCCUCGGUGAUGGGAGUAGUGGCAUUGUAUUUCAUCAAUCAAUGCUUGAAGCUUUGAAUAGAUCAAAGAUGCCGGAUUCUGAUGGUUUCACCAAACACAUCGUCCAAAUACCAGACUCCAUAGCUCUCCCGCCUCCUACAGAAGAGCAGAUCAACUUCCAAGUUUCCUGGGCUUUUCUGGCAAAGGAAGUGUGGCACGUUCUGCUGUCGAAAUGGUCAACGUUUCUAGGGCGUGGUCCUUGGGCUGGCUUUCCUCCAUCCGCUCAAAGCAUCCAAGCUUACAGAUCUCGAGUCAAGGUCUUCUCUAUUUCCCCGGAGCAGCUUAGCAUAAUCCUCCACAACUGUCGAGAACAGAGGAGCACUUUGACGGGUCUUUUGUAUGGAAUUAUUACUGUUGCUUUGGCCCUCCGCAUUCCUACGGCUAGAAGCUUUAACACCUUAACACCCUACUCUCUGCGGCACCUCCUCGACCCCUCGAGGAAAGAAGAUAUGGGCAUGUAUGUCUCAUCAUACGAAAUUACGUAUCCUUUGGAACAUAUCUCAUCUAUUAUUAAAAGUCGACACAGUUCUGUACAGCUUAGGCAGCAUAUCUGGACAAUAGCAAGGUCUUUUCGCGAGUCAAUCGUUGUCGAGCUCUCACGUUUACCACGAGAUAACCAUAUUGGGUUGCUGACGUACGUCAAAAACUACCACGGUAUAUUUAGAUCCCAGAUAGGAAGGCCAAGGGAACUGACAUUUGCGGUGUCAAACUUGGGAAGCUGUAAGUGCGAGGGCGAUGAGCAUGGCUGGCGGAUUGAGGAGAUGAUUUUCUCGCAGUCGGGCUUUGGAAUUGGAGCAGCGUUUUCCUUCAACGUGGUCAGCGUAGCUAAUGGGCCCCUUACAAUCAGUACCACAUGGCUCGAAGGUGCUGUCCAGGAGGAGGUCAUCUGUGAGGUUUCUAAGUAUCUAGAAAAGGAGAUGGCCAGUAUGAGGUAAAAUAAUGGCUGCUAUAUUGCUUCUAGUGUUAAAUUUUGUUUUUAGAAGUAAGUGGAGGAUGUAGAUAUCUCUAGUCUGAAUACUUCGGUCAGGGUGUUGAAAAUUAUCGAGAG
This is a messenger RNA of Amorphotheca resinae ATCC 22711, 1529 nucleotides long. RefSeq lists its product as hypothetical. Lineage: Eukaryota; Fungi; Ascomycota; Leotiomycetes; Helotiales; Amorphothecaceae. The transcript has 2 exons. Gene Ontology annotation, molecular function: N-acetyltransferase activity. The record is from RefSeq and is a predicted model, not a curated record. Bases 1 to 1416 code for a protein of 471 amino acids.